AUGCAAAACUCGAUAGAUAUUGGUUGGCUUGAGAUUGGUAUCCGUGAGGAUUCUAGUCUUGCAGUCCUAGACCAUCGUCGGCUAAGAAGUGUUAUCGCUGAGCUUUUCAAUCCAGAGAACCAGUACCCCUCAUUAUGUACUUUUCUUGGAGGGAAGACCAAAGACCAUGCCCUUCAGCAGCUUUACCCACUAAAUAACAUCAAACGGCAUAUUUCAGAUGCCCAGAUCCGACUUCGAUAUGAUAUCAGUUCUCUUGGAAGCCAACAGCCUACUCUGCUAGCUGAUGGUGAUAUCCCGAGCUUGGAAGACUUUAGCGCCCUUAAAGUGUUACAAGCCGGCCAAGGCUGGCCUGUUUCUUGGGAAUCCAAAUCUGCACGCCGAAUUCUAAUUGCAUUAUGGUCACGUCUGGUCUUUUGCUUUACUGAUGUUAUUUGUAUCUUUCUUGAUAACGAUGAUGACGUCCAAAAAGUUGUCAGCCUUUUACUUGGCUGUUUAAAUUUCGGUUCCGCCUCACAGCUACCCAAGUCUUUACUACCCAAGGCUAUAUUCAUUUAUAACACCACAGUAUCUCUUACAGGACAACAGUACCUCAAUCAGAAGAUAGAAGAGGCUGGGUAUAAAGAUCUUACUCAGAUUUUCUCGAGUACUACUAUAAUAUAUAUAUCGGAUGAGAGCGCUCUAUCUAAUAGUGCACAGUUCUACAAGCUCAAGUCUAUUAUAGGGGAGCAGGUAGAUCUUCUCUCCUCGAUUCGCCAAGAAUACCACGGUCGGCCAAACGGUAAUCAUUUCCUAGCACUAUUUCAAUCAGCAGUGGAUCAUAUGCUACAUGAUGUUACCACACAUUUCGAUGUGGUUAAAGCUAUGAGAAAGGAUCGCCCAGUGAACAUGAAUAUGGAAUCAUACUUACAACAAGCCCUAUAA
Molecule: messenger RNA, 921 nt
Organism: Penicillium verhagenii
Lineage: Eukaryota; Fungi; Ascomycota; Eurotiomycetes; Eurotiales; Aspergillaceae
Product: Patatin-like serine hydrolase
Exons: 2
Coding region: 1-921 (306 amino acids)
Source: RefSeq, a predicted model, not a curated record